AUGAGUGACUCCACGGCAACGACAGUCGAAAAGGACAUAAUUAACCCUACCACCGAACAGGUGGAGUUGCCAGCUCACAAGAGUGAGCAGCACCACCACCAUCAUGUUCCUCACCCUCACCCUCACCAUACAAACAUCGACGAAUUGGAUGUCGUCGAGAUCACAACAAAAAGUCCGUAUCGCGAGAUCAACUUCUACGGCACAUUUGCCGCAGUCACCCUUGCUGCAUCUUCCAGUUUUGGCGGCUUCCUGCUACCUGCCACAUCAUUGACACUGAUCAAUGCGGAUAUUGGCCCUUCCAGCAACUAUACAUGGGCGAUCCUGGCCUGGAAUGUCUGCCUCACUGCUGGGGGUGUACUUGUGGGUCGUCUCUCUGACAUCUUCGGUCGUCGUUGGUUCUUCACAUCCUCGUCUCUGGUGGCCAUCAUUGGACACGCCAUUGGAGCCACGGCAAACAACAUGAACCAGAUCAUUGCAGCUUCUGUCUUCAUCGGCCUGGCAGCUUCCGCACAGUCGUCUUUCAACUAUGUGCUGGCGGAGAUUGUGCCGGUAAAGCACAGGUUUUACUGGAUGAGUCUGAUGUACUGCAUCAUCUCGCCGAUUUCUGGCUUUGGGGCUGUGUUUGCGCGUCUUUUCAUCGUCAACACGAGCGCAAGUUGGCGCUGGAUUUACUACUUCUUCAUCAUCAACAACUUCGUGAGCCUUCUCCUAUGGUUUUUUUUCUACCAUCCUCCUCGCUUCUCGGCUCUUCAUCGGAACCGAACAGUCUGGGACGAAGUCAGGGACCUUGACGUGGGAGGAGUCAUUCUAUACACCGGCGGGAUCGUGCUUUUCACCCUAGGGAUAUCUUGGGGCGGGACGAUUUACCCAUGGAAAUCAGCCCACGUUAUUUCCUGCAUUAUCGUGGGAUUCUUGGUAUCUGUUGCCUUUGUUCUUUAUGAGAUAUAUAUGCCACUCAACCGUCCUCUCAUGCCGAUGCACCUAUGGCUGAACCGGGAUUAUACCUCCAUCACGAUCCUUACCACUGUUGGGGGCAUGGUAUACUUCUCUAUCAAUGUGAUCUACCCCGUCAUGGUUGCGGCCCUCUUCACCACAGACGUUGUCCUUGGAGGUCUCUAUACUUGUGCUAUCGCCGCAAGCACUGCCCUUGGCCAGGCCUCGGGAUCCGCCCUUGCGGUGCCAGGCGGACACGCCAGAGAAAAGCUCAUCUUCAGUGCAAUGGCUAUGACCGGCUUCAUCGGUGGGAUGGCCGGCGUAGGUCAAAGCAAGGUCAUCUCCACCGUCUUGGUAGCUCUAGGUUCGCUCGCUGUGGGCUUGAUUGAAGGUCUGGCCAUUGGCAUCGUCACGGUGGUGAUCGACCAGAAAGAGCUGGGGGUUGGAGGUGGCGUGUUCGGAAGCGUGAGAACCCUUGGUGGUGUUCUCGCCACCGCCAUAUUCUCCUCGAUUCUCACCAACAAGUUGACCGACUAUACCAAAGAUAUGGUGGUUCCCGCGACCCUAAAUGCAGGACUGCCGGCAACGUCCCUGACUCAAUUCCUUACUGCUCUCGCGUCGGGCAGCGCUUCGGCAAUCAGUGCUGUGCCUGGAGUGACACCAUCGAUCAUUGCCUCGGCGGUGAGCGCCAACAAGGCGGCAUAUGCAAAGGCCUUCCAGAUGGUCUUCUACUCGAGUAUUCCUUUCGGUGUCUUGGCCAUAUUGGCAGCUUGCUUCGGGCCGAAGAUCGAAGACAGGCUCACCCACGAUGUUAUCCGUCGGCUUGAAGGAGCGGACCUCACGGACAACACUACCAGCGAGGAAAGUAUCGAAACCGCCACGCCAUAA
Messenger RNA from Fonsecaea nubica, 1821 nucleotides. RefSeq lists its product as hypothetical. Gene Ontology annotation, cellular component: membrane. The transcript is spliced from 6 exons. Gene Ontology annotation, biological process: transmembrane transport. The record is from RefSeq and is a predicted model, not a curated record. The coding region runs from base 1 to 1821 and encodes 606 amino acids. NCBI's taxonomy places the organism in Eukaryota, Fungi, Ascomycota, Eurotiomycetes, Chaetothyriales, Herpotrichiellaceae. Gene Ontology annotation, molecular function: transmembrane transporter activity.